UAAAAUAUGAAAAUAUAUGUAAGCAUUUAUGUGUGCGAUUAUAUUUUAUAUUUUUAAUAGUUUUAAUUCUUUUACGUAUGUUACAAAUUCUCAAAUAAACAGUUCUGCAUAUUCGGGAGUGUUUCUGAUAACGUUUGAAAGUGCCGCUUGCAAAAAAUGGCGGGAAAGUCUGUACAUACAUAUACUUAUGCGUUUUCUCCUAUUUUCUGACACAAGUCACAUAAUUUCACAUUUACAAGAAUUCGAUUUGCGAACGUAUGUAAUAAAUAAUAUAUCUAACAUUAUACGUCAUAAUUUUUUUCGAUGACAUUUCUACCCUUUCCUGAAAACAAAUAUGGCGGACAAGGCCGUACUUGCGGAUCGAUCGAGGUAUUCGAGGUUAUCGUUUCUCACCGCGGCGGCGAUUGUCAGUCACAACACCUUAUCGGAUGUCUUAUCAAGGUGUGCAAAGUGCGACGUUAAGGAUGACCGAACGAGCGUUCGCGAGACAUGACUUCAAUAUAAUUAAUAUGUCAGAAUUAUGAGCACGUGCAUGUGAGCGGACUCGAGGGCAAACGCGAAAAUGGCGAAGAUACAGUGGUCCCUGGCGACCUUGGCGAAGGCGCCAAGCAUUCUUCGGGUUAGUUUAAAGCGGCGGUGGUGGCGGUUACAAAUUGUCUUCAGAUCCCUGUUCUACAAUGACUUCUUGAAUUGGAGUUACGCUUGUGAUAUACUUAUGGAACCCAUGUUCUGGUUUGUCGAGAACUUCACCUCCUUUUUGGGUCCGGUGUUCCUGGUGAUGGUGAGCCUGCUGACCUUGAGCAUUGUGUACAUUGCGUACUACUUGGGCCUACCCUGGUGGUGGGAACGAAGUCCAUCGAUGACGAUAAUCUUAUUGAUAGUCGGGAACUGGCUGCUGGUUAAUGUCUGCUUUCAUUAUUAUAUGGGCGUGGCUGUGCCAGCGGGUAAUCCACCUCAGGGAGGCCUUAUCCCGGAGGCUGUGAGCAUUUGCAAGAAAUGCAUCAAGCCAAAGCCACCCAGAACACAUCACUGUUCUGUCUGCAACAAAUGUAUCCUCAAGAUGGAUCAUCAUUGUCCAUGGUUAAACAAUUGCGUCGGCCACUACAAUCAUCGGCACUUCUUCCUAUAUAUGGUUUAUACCGUAGUUGGCGUUACGUUUAUCAUGAUAUUCGGUAUACGACUUGCCUACGAGGAGUUCUUCCCUGACCAGGAACCGGAAUUGGACGGCCAUCCGGUGCGCCUCAAUAAUUCGGAAAUAAUCCCAAUGACAGAAUCGUUAGAUCACUUGAGCAAAGAGGAGCUGGCAGAAAUAGCAAAACAGGCGGCAGAAACUGAGGCCAAAGAAUGGCGACAAAGACUGAUAAUUUUCGCGGGUUUGAUCUGUGUCGCCACAUUUGCGGCGCUGGGUGCCCUAGCCUGGUGGCACGCAGGUCUCAUCACCCGGGGGGAGACAAGCAUUGAGGCGCACAUCAAUAGCGCGGAAUCAAAGAAGUAUCGAGCCCAGAAUAAGUUCUAUCAGAAUCCGUACGACUUCGGGCCCAGAGAGAACUGGAGAUUGUUCUUAGGAAUAAAAAAUAGAAACUGGUGGCAUAUCUUAUUUCCAUCGACUCAUGGCCCUUACGGCGACGGGCUUACGUGGCGAACUAUUCAUGAUAGCAAAAUCUCUUGAUUUUUUUAAGUUUAGAAGGUCAAUGUCAGUCCCACAUUCUAUAAUUUAUACCUCUUCGCGAUUUCUCUUUUCUUACGUUCCAAUAUUCUAGUCAGAAUCGCAGACUGUUCAACUGCACUACCAUAGUUAAUUGAAGUGGCAUAUGUACAAUUAACCAUUUGCAAUUGUCUAAUUCUCUCGACUAUGUAAUUGGAGCGAGUCAACUUUUUCUGAAAUUGCAAAAUUAUUCUUACAUGGUAAAUGGACAUCAUGUUAUAAAAUAAUGAGAAAAUAGAAAAAAUUUUUGCAAAUGCCAUAAAUUUCUUAGUCUUCAAUUAAUUUGACUGACUAGUUAUUUGAUAACUAAUUGUGUAAGACUUGAUUUUAGCCAAAUACAAUUUAAUAAAGGAUGUU
This is a messenger RNA of Temnothorax curvispinosus, 2062 nucleotides long. RefSeq names its product palmitoyltransferase ZDHHC16A. Gene Ontology annotation, biological process: protein palmitoylation. Gene Ontology annotation, molecular function: palmitoyltransferase activity. Gene Ontology annotation, cellular component: Golgi apparatus. The transcript has 6 exons. Lineage: Eukaryota; Metazoa; Arthropoda; Insecta; Hymenoptera; Formicidae. Bases 563 to 1669 code for a protein of 368 amino acids. The record is from RefSeq and is a predicted model, not a curated record.